AUGCAUGUCACGGCCUGUCACCAUGGCUGUACUACCGCGAGAAUUGCGGGUGGGAGUCUUUGUCGAGUCCGGCUAACAACUCCUUCAAUUCAACCGAGCAAUUGGUAUCGUUCCGCCAGCUCGAGCGCAACGCCAGCUGCCCAGGAGCCCGUGAUCUUCUCCGGUAUUCAGCCGACCGGAGUUCCGCAUCUGGGUAAUUAUCUGGGCGCUCUUAACGAGUGGGUGAAGUUGCAAAAUAAUGCAAAGCCGGGAACCAAGUUGUUCUUCUCCAUCGUGGACCUUCAUGCAUUGACUAUACCUCAAGAUGCAGCUCAGCUGAGGAAAUGGCGAAAGGAGGCAUUUGCUACAUUGUUGGCCGUGGGUCUUGACCCCAAGAGAUCUACCAUCUUCCAUCAAUCUGCAGUACCGGCGCACACCGAGCUGAUGUGGAUUCUCAGCACAGUGGCUUCUAUGGGAUAUCUUUCACGGAUGACUCAGUGGAAGAGCAAGCUUCAGCUACCCGAUGAUGCCACUCUAGAGGAUUCAGAGGCUCGGGCUCAGCUCCGGCUCGGUCUUUUCUCCUAUCCCGUCCUACAGGCUGCAGAUAUCCUUGUCCAUAGAGCUACCCAUGUCCCAGUUGGCGAAGAUCAGCGACAGCAUCUUGAAUUUUCUCGAUAUACUGCUAAUAGUUUCAACCACCUCUACGGGCCAAUUUUUCCUGUUCCGGAAGCACUGAUCUCUCCUGCAAAGCGAGUGAUGUCUCUGAAAGAGCCCACUUCUAAGAUGUCCAAGUCUCAUCCCGAUGAACGAUCCAGAAUCAUUCUCACAGACUCACCCAGUGUCAUUCACAAGAAAGUGAAGGUCGCCCUCACGGAUUCGGAGCCAACUGUUGCUUACGAUCCGGUGCGUCGACCUGGGGUGUCCAACUUGAUUGAAAUCCUAAGUCACUUCGAGGGUGUAUCAUGUGAGAGUAUUGCCUCUGAAUACCACACCGCGAGCCUACGGGCGUUGAAGGAACACGUUGCCACUCGAGUGGUCUAUCACCUACAGGAUAUUCGGGAGCGGUAUGUUUCCAUCAUGGAGGACAAGAGCGGUUACCUGGACUCGGUUGCUCAGCAGGGGGCCGAGGCUGCGCAGACCAACGCCGGUGAGACCAUGCGACAAAUCCGGGAAGCGAUGGGCCUACCGGAACAACCUACAGGUCGUGUUACAGGCCCUGAAUCGGACGAUUGGAGAUGGUGGCAGGCAACUUCAUGCACCGAGGUCUAUGAUGUCGACACCAGGAACAGCAGUCCAAACCCCAAUCAGGGUCACCUGUGA
Molecule: messenger RNA, 1299 nt
Organism: Penicillium atrosanguineum
Lineage: Eukaryota; Fungi; Ascomycota; Eurotiomycetes; Eurotiales; Aspergillaceae
Product: tryptophan--tRNA ligase MSW1
Exons: 6
Coding region: 1-1299 (432 amino acids)
Biological process (GO): mitochondrial tryptophanyl-tRNA aminoacylation
Cellular component (GO): mitochondrial matrix; mitochondrion
Molecular function (GO): ATP binding; tryptophan-tRNA ligase activity
Source: RefSeq, a predicted model, not a curated record